AUUUUUUAUGAAUAAAACUAAUAACAGUAUAAAAGAUUUACAACUUAGACUUCUAAUAUCUGAAUCUGAAAAAUAAGUUGCACUAUAAAAAUUAAAUGACAUCAAACGUAGUGAAAGAGCUAAACCAAGUUUAUCUUUUUUUUCACAAUCUAAAGAUGAAACAAAAAGAAAAGACAAAGUGGGUAAAUUGUUAAUAGAAUUAAUGAAUUUGAUUGCUACUAAUAAUUCUUUAUAGUGUAUGUUAGAAAUAAAUUCUUUAGAGAAUAUGAUGAAAAUAUUUGAUUAAGGAAAAUGUUACAAAUUACUUAAGAAGAUUAUAAAGCCAUUUACAUUACUAAUUACAUAUUUACUAAAUACAAAUAUAACAGAAUCUUUAAGUGUAAGAAGUGAAAAUCAAACACUUCAAAAUCUUGCUAAUUAUAAUUCAGUUUAAGCUGGUAUUCAGACACCAAUGUCAUAAGUAAUAACAAUCAAUUCAAAUAAUAUGCAUAAUCAUAAAACUUCAUUUCCAAGUUCUAUAGCUUUUAAACCUCCAAGUGAAGCUACUACACCUGAAAAAAGUGUUAAAUAGGCUCCAAUUUCAUAACCACAAUAAAAAUAAACAACAACGUAAUAACCAAAAGGGAUAGGAAAAAAUUAAAAACCAAUUUAAAGAAGAACAGCUACCAGUAAGUUAAAUACAUGUGGAGAUUGA
Messenger RNA from Paramecium sonneborni, 694 nucleotides. NCBI's taxonomy places the organism in Eukaryota, Ciliophora, Oligohymenophorea, Peniculida, Parameciidae. The record is from the annotation of a GenBank genome assembly.